Molecule: messenger RNA, 2442 nt
Organism: Botrytis deweyae
Lineage: Eukaryota; Fungi; Ascomycota; Leotiomycetes; Helotiales; Sclerotiniaceae
Exons: 3
Coding region: 1-2442 (813 amino acids)
Biological process (GO): tRNA wobble uridine modification
Cellular component (GO): elongator holoenzyme complex
Molecular function (GO): protein binding
Source: RefSeq, a predicted model, not a curated record
AUGAUGGAUAAAAUUACUCCAGAAUAUCUUGCGGCAGGUGCCAAUAGACAUCCUUCUGCUGCCGAUUGGGACGAGUCUGGACUUUUGGCCUAUGGAACAGAUAGGAAUAUCGCAUUAUGGUAUCCCGGAAAUGAAACUUCCAGAGGGGUUUUCGAACUUCUCAGUGGCCAUACGGAUACUGUCAAUGUGGUGAAAUUCAUGCCGAAAUCACAUGGUCUCAUACUCAGUGGAUCUGUUGAUAAGACGAUCCGGAUAUGGAAACGGGAUGAAGUAUCAAAGACUUAUACUUGUGUUCAAACUAUUACCGAUCAUCAGAGCACAAUCAAUUGUAUAGCUGUGACGGAAGGAUCCAAAAUCUUUGCUACCGGAUCAGCAGAUGCUAUUGUCAAUGUGUGGAAACUGGAUGAUAGCAAUGUUGCAAGUUUGCAGCAGUCUAUCACGAUUACUCCCCGAUUGUUCCCUCUGGCUUUGGCUUUGAGUCCUUUGACUGGAGCUUCGGAUUCUUUGGUUCUUGCAGUUGCGGGUACUAAGGAUAUUAUUCAACUUCAUGUGCUUGAUGCGCAGGCAGGAUCAGAAUUCAAGUACAAAGCCACAUUAUCUGGACAUGAAGGAUGGAUCAGAUCAUUGGAAUUCACCAAAGAGAGCGAUAGUCUCACGAGUGAUUUACUACUAUCAUCAGCUAGUCAGGAUAAAUACAUCCGACUCUGGAGAAUCCAUCAAGGCAAAGAAUUGCCAGCCGCAGCCACAGCAGCCGAUCCAACAUUCGGUGCAUUCAUGCCUGGAAAAUCUCUAUCCAACAAGGCUCAUCGAUUCCAAGCUCAAGGACUGGAUUUCUCAGCUACAUUCGAAGCUUUACUGCUCGGGCACGAAGAUUGGAUCUACAGUACACGCUGGCUUUCUCCAUCUUUGACCUCCAACCAAAAACCCCAACUCCUAUCCGCAUCAGCAGAUAAUUCUCUCGCCAUCUGGGAACCCGACACCCACACCGGCGUCUGGGUAACCAUCGCACGGCUUGGCGAGAUCAGUGCGGAAAAGGGUUCUACCACCGCCACUGGUAGCACCGGCGGUUUCUGGACCGGUCUCUGGUCUCCCACCGGCAGCACCGUCGUUUCGCUCGGCCGAACGGGAAGUUGGCGUCUAUGGAACCACGAUACAUCUUCCGAUCGCUGGGCCCAAAAUACUGCCAUCACAGGCCAUGUGAAGUCCGUCAUGGGAAUCGCAUGGUCGAAAGACGGAAGUUAUUUGCUCUCGACUAGCACGGAUCAAACUACUCGCUUACACGCCCAGUGGAAGAGAGAUGCACUAAGCAGUUGGCAUGAGAUGGCGAGACCGCAGAUCCACGGCUAUGAUUUGAAUUGUAUCGAUUCUCUCGGCGCCUCUCAAUUCGUCUCCGGCGCCGACGAGAAACUCCUCCGAGUAUUCAACGAACCCAGAGCCGUCGCCACGCUCCUCCACAAACUCUGCGGCAUCGGCAACGAAAACCCCACCAACAUGCCCGACGCAGCCAACAUGCCCGUCCUCGGCCUCUCCAACAAAGCCAUCGAAGCCAUCACCGACGACCAAACCAUCUCACAACCCGACGACCGCGACCGCGACGCCAUAGACCCCGCAUCCAUCGUGCACAAAUCAACCCUCGAUCUCUCCUCCCCUCCCCUCGAAGACCAUCUCUCCCGACACACGCUCUGGCCCGAAACCGAAAAACUCUACGGCCACGGCUACGAAAUCUCCGCGCUGGCCGCCUCCCACGAUGGCUCGAUUAUCGCCACCGCCUGCAAAGCCAGCUCGAUCGACCACGCCGUCAUCCGACUCUUCGAAACGAAAGAAUGGCAUGAACUCAAACCUUCUCUCACCGCGCACUCUCUCACCGUCGCGCGUCUGCGCUUCUCAAGCGAUGACAACUAUCUCCUCUCCGUCGGACGCGAUCGUCAAUGGGCGAUCUUCAAACGCGAUGAUUCAGAUCGAAAUACCUAUGCGUUGGCGGAGAGUAACCCGAAAGGCCACACGAGGAUGAUUCUUGAUGCGGCGUGGGCGCCUACCUCUUCUGGUAGCACAUCCCCCGUCUUCGCAACCGCCGGACGCGAUAAAAGCGUCAAGAUCUGGGGCCGCGACGCAGAAGGCAAAUUCGCUUGUAAAGCGACCAUCGCAUCCGAAGCACCCGUUACCGCGAUUGAUUUCUGCGAUGAGCUGGUGGGGGAAAGUACCGUGUACUUAGCUGUUGGGACUGAAGUUGGGAGAUUCAAGAUUUAUCGGGUGGAGAUUGGAGAUGAGAUUACUGUUGCUGAGUUGGAGUUGGAGAUUAGCAAUAAUUACUACCCCUCCAAAGCCAUCACCCAAUUAGCAUGGAAACCAUCUUCAAAAGAAACAUCAGAGAAUAAUACUUCAAGCAUGGAACUUGCAAUUGCAAGUGAAGAUAGUUCUUUAAGGAUUUAUUCUCUAUGUUGA